GCCAAAGCUGCGGUGCCAGCUUGGUCAAACCAAGGAUUACACGGUCGACCCAAUCAACCUGUUGUCAUCGAACCCCACCUCACAGAUUGCUGCCGUGACCGUGAUCUCGUAAGCAGCUGGGGGCCCGCGGGUGUUCUGCUGGAGCGCAGCUGCCGCACCAAAUUGCUCGAGACCCAAUACGUACACCACCGUCGAUCAGAGAUAUGCAAUGCCGACACCAAGAGAGCCAGCCUAGCCCUUGCUGACAUGUUGCCCUGAAUGCCACUGCGGAGACCAAGUAUCUGGCAUAAGCGUGGUUCGCCCUGCACUUGGCAACCGCUGUCUGUUUGAUCCUUCCAGGCGAAUACAGAAGUGAGGAGGUCUCUGACACGUUAUACCUGCAGAGGAAAAUGCCCAUUCGAGGUCGAAGGUGGGGGCCAAAUGAGACUCGGUGCCGAAGCGACGACCACAACGCCCCGGUGCCUUCAGCUGUAGCGCAACCAUCGGUGGACAGGAUGGUGGGAUUGCCAACCUCCUUAUCUCUGUGCGCGGCAGUCCAGUCGAGCAGGGCACAAUACUUGUCUCUCUGGCCAGAGUGUAUGCGGGAGGGGGGCUGGCGGCCAUUGUGACUGACUGUGCUGAUGAGUUCCUGUCGCGCUUGUCCAGCCCAAUCGGGCGCUUGUGCAACCUUGCGCCUGCACUUGUCACACAAUCCCGGCGGAGUUUGGGGGCGACCAAGGGACGACUUGUCGGUACCAUAUCGUACCAUAUCGCAAAGAGAAGAGAGAAAACCCAAAUGCCUCGCUCAAUCAUCCGAGCCAGCGCUUACCCGCGCCCUCGGUCCAGCGUCGUGGCUGAAGUGUGUCGAACGAUGGGAGGAUUUGGCGCAUGUCGGUCAUUCCACCAUUCCACACAGGAUGAGAUCAGGAUGAGCGCAGACGCUCUGUGUAACCCUGGAACAUGUAGCAAUGCCCCCGGGGCAGGCAGACGCCGUGAUGGACCUCACAAGUGGCCAUGAUGGGCAGUGCGAUGAGGCUGGGGCUUGGACAACUGGAAGAGGAAAGAAGAAAACUGCAAGAGCUAAGUGGUUGUGGCCUGUACUCCGUGCUGUGUGGUGCUAUCUAAAGCAUUCCCAGUCUUGGGUGGUCGUCGCGGGCAAGGGUCUGUGCGCGCCCAGGUGGCCCCGGGAGCGUGACAUCACCAGCGCCCAGAGAAGCUCCCAAAUUUCUUUCGCUGCAUUCACUGCAGUCCCCCGGAGCCACGCAGAACCGCCCGAUUUGCGUCCAACAAAGCCGUCUCACCACACACGCUCGAGCACCAUCACCGCAGCCAUGGAUCAAGUACUGGGAGGACUCAACGCCAAUGAGCAGCGCGAGCUCGAGCAGCGCAUGCAGAAGCGCCAGGUGAAGGAGUUUGUCAGUCUCUUCGGCAACCUGGUCGACAACUGCUUCAUGUCCUGCAUUGACGACUUCACCUCCAAGGCCGUCUCGUCGCGUGAGAAUGGCUGCGUCGCCCGCUGCGUUCAAAAGACCAUGGCUACCCAGGCCCGCCUGGCCGAGCGUUUCCAGGAGCACAAUGCCGAGAUGUCCUCCAAGAUGGGCGGACAAUAGAAAUCCACCGCCGCUGGAGGACAGGAUGAGCAGGCUACCGGGAGAAGUUAGCCCGUGCUGGCAGCCGAAUCUUGUCCGACAUUGGGAUGUGAUGGCCCGGGGACAAGAUAUAUCGUGUUUGGGUUUGAGGAGGGCUCAGAUGCGGCUCGUUAUGCAGAGCAGACACGUUACGCCAACCACAAUAGUGUUCGGGGCUGGGGACUCGUACGCCUGGAGCAACUUUUUUUUUCGGACUCGACAGCAUGGGGCUACGAGUUGUUCAUGAACACAACUCUGUCAGCAUGUCCGUAAGGUUACGGUAGGGGGUUCUUCACCACAAGUGGUAAUACCAUAACUCAGCUCUAAAUGAGAAAGCACCAAUGGGAAAGAAACUUUUCGACU
This is a messenger RNA of Diaporthe batatas, 1970 nucleotides long. RefSeq names its product protein transporter TIM9. The record is from RefSeq and is a predicted model, not a curated record. The transcript is spliced from 3 exons. NCBI's taxonomy places the organism in Eukaryota, Fungi, Ascomycota, Sordariomycetes, Diaporthales, Diaporthaceae. Bases 948 to 1589 code for a protein of 213 amino acids.